AUGUGGCUGUCGAAGGAGGAACUGGAGGCCAAAAAGGAGGCAUGCAGAGUGCGAAACACGGAGUCCAACAAGGAGUUUGCAGAUUCUGAUAUUGUUGCUUCGUUUGUUCACAACCGGCCGCGGGAUCUGAAUAAUCUUACAUUCGAAAGACACGGAAAAGGAGGUCGUAAGAAAGCACCAACUCUCACAGUGAAAAGAGAAAUUAGUGAAAGAGUGGUAGAAGUUGGAACCGAUGUGAAUUGUCUUAAUGAAGGCUUUGAUUUUGCUGUUGCCAUAGUGGACACAACAACCGGAGAAGCAACGUAUCGACCAGCUCGAUAUUACUCAUUCGAAAGCAAAUAUUCUGAAGAUAUUGAAUCGCUUCUUGGUAGUAAAAAAGAGUCAAAACCCGUCGAUUACUCUGGAGAUUUUACAAUUAGUGCGGAGAAAUGGGCCGAGAAGCGUCGUCAGUUGACAACGAAUUUCGGAUCUUCUAAAAAGAUUAAAAUGGAUGAAGCUUCUCAACGAAGAACAAUCAACCAGGAGACACUCGAUGAGAUGAGAAAGACCGCGUUUGCUUCCAAUUCUAAUGUCAAAACUGAAGCUCACGAAGACAUCAAACUGGAGAAUAUUACUAUGAUGAGCAAAGCAGCUUCCUCAAUUCUUCCACCAGCUGUUCAAACUGAACUUUCUCGAGACAUCUAUCCGAUCUCCUUGUUCUUGGAAAUCGAAAUCGAUGCAGUUGAGCCGAUCGCAGCUGAAUUGAUGGAAAAGAAGAGAAAGGAUAAAAUCGAAGCAGGAAUUCCAGAAUGUGUCACUUUGAUCAUGUUCAACGAGAAAACAAAAGAAAGAUCAGCCGCUUAUCUUCUUCUCUCGACCAUGGUUGAAAUUCUUCUGAAAAUGGGAAGACAGCGUCAAAUUUUGCGAAAAGAUUUGAAUGAACUGAAAAUGCCGGAUGUGCUCAGACAAAAGAUUCUUUCCCAGUUCUUCGGUGAAUCCUCAAGUGACAAAGGAUACACUGGACGUAGUGCUGAACGGAUUCGCCUCAAUGUUACAGACUACGAUCGUUUUGUUGCCUACACACUCGCUUUGGCUCUCACUCUUGCCCCAGAGCACAAAGUCCCAUUGACACCAUUCCAACAGGCUUUCAGCUAUCAGCCUAGUAAGAUGGAAAAGAUGUUCCAAGCCCUCGGUGCCGAUAUGAUUCGCCUCGACGUGUCAUCUGCUCAAUCUCUCCGCUCUCUUCGUGCCGCCAUUCUCCUGAAACCGCCUAGCAUGGAACAGAAAGGACCUAGAAAAAUUAUUCGACGAUAG
Molecule: messenger RNA, 1293 nt
Organism: Caenorhabditis briggsae
Lineage: Eukaryota; Metazoa; Nematoda; Chromadorea; Rhabditida; Rhabditidae
Biological process (GO): nucleolar large rRNA transcription by RNA polymerase I; RNA polymerase I preinitiation complex assembly; transcription elongation by RNA polymerase I
Cellular component (GO): RNA polymerase I complex
Molecular function (GO): DNA binding
Source: RefSeq, a predicted model, not a curated record